GAUAAUGGCCAACAAACAACUCCGAAAGAGGUCGGUGGGCCAUCCCAACCCGAGAUGGCAGCUUCGGGUGGUCCAACAGCAGACGGCCAGGCGGUGUCUGGUCCAGCCACACACACGUAUGAGGAUGGAGACGCGUUCGGGAUGCGUCUCGGACCACCUCUGAAGGGAGAUCCUCGCAGCGCCCCGCCUGUCCCCCCCACCCCGAGGCCAGGACGAACCACCGAUGGGGCCCAACCUGUGGCGGCCGCCACACACGUGUAUGAGGAUGGAGAAUCGUUCGGGAUGCGUCUCGGGCCAGCUCUGAACCGAGACGCGCCUGCUGUCCCCUCCACCCCGAGGCCAGGAAGACCGACCGGCGGGGCCCAACAAGUGCCGGGCGGGCCAAAUCCGCUAUCAAACCCGCAGGACGUCUUCAACCAGCUGCGACCAAACCCGAUGUACAACUCCAACCAGGCCCCACAAGCUCCAGGCUCAGCCAAAGAAAGUAGCACCAUUUGUGGACGGCUACGUCGUCGCCUGUCACGACGACCACUGCUGUACACUGUCAUGUCUCUGUCACUGGCAUUCGCUACCACGGUUUCAUUGGCGAUCGUGGUACCUGUACUCCUGACGCACUUCAACCGCCAUCCUGGGAUCCAUGGCUCUCCGGCUACAACCAUAGCAGGACCCAAAACUACUGACAGUGGUGCCUGGCAAAGUUCUGCUGUACUGAUGGGGACUGACAAGGUGACAUCUGCUGACGUCAUCAAGGUGAUUCCAGUCCAUGGGCGUGGUCCCUCCUUGGCCCCUUUGCAGCCGACUACAAUCACGGCAGAACCCAAAACUACAGACAGCGGUGCCUGGAAAUGUUCUGCUGUACUGAUGGGGACUGGCAAGGUGACAUCUGCUGACGUCAUCAAGGUGAGUCCGGUCCAUGGGCGUGGUCCCUCACCCGGCAUCACUGCGGAGAUGGAAGCAGCAGGACCUGCACCAAUCACCAUGCCGGGUUCCACGGGCACUGGAGAAACAUCUGACAAAGCCAGCAGGCCACACAUCAUCACAUUUGGUGAUGAGCCGGGGGCUGGAAAACUGCGCAGAGCACGCGGAGUUGCAGUUUCCCCCGACAACAAGAUCUGGGUGGCUGAUAUGUACCAUGCCCGCCUCAAAGUGUAUAGCAUGGAAGGCGUUUACCUGCACCAGUUCCCACAAGCUGCUCCAGGGCUAGGGUACUCAUCAAAGAGGCCAUCUGCUGUGUCCAUCGACAGGGAUGGUCAUCUGUGGGUCUUGAUGCUUGGGUACCCUGCCAGCCCUGACUCCGUGGUACAGGUCAAUAGAGAUGGUAAUCUCAAAGCCAACUUUGGCCUGCCUGACACUGUGCCACGGGGAGGGGUCCGCGGAAUGGCCGUGGGCUUGUGCAAUAACCACGUUUACGUCACAUGGUCUGACGGUCUCUCCCGUGGUGGUGUGCAGGCCUUCACGCCGGAUGGGAAACUCCUGUGGGAUACCGGCCCGAGGCUAAUGAAGCCGAUGUACGUCGCCGUUGACGGGAAAAACAACAUCUUCGUCUCGGACUUUGGCACUAACUUCAUCUACAUGUACGACAAGGCCGGCCGGUACGUGCUGAAGUUCGGAGGACCGGGACGGAGUGGUUCCUACCUGAAUCGUCCCCAAGGCAUCUGUGUGGACGGUUCCGGUCACAUCAUGGUGGUGGAUUCACGUAACAAGCGCGUGGUGAUGUACACGGGCCGGGGUACGUACGUCCGCCACAUCGCUCUCCGUGCGGAAUCCCCCCCAGCAGGGGUGGCAGUGGGGCCGGGGGGACAGCUGGUUGUGGCCCAUAGUCUCACUAUCACUGUUCUCCCCCCGGGCUACUGA
Branchiostoma floridae (Florida lancelet) is the source of this 1854-nucleotide messenger RNA. Its product is annotated as tripartite motif-containing protein 2-like. Lineage: Eukaryota; Metazoa; Chordata; Leptocardii; Amphioxiformes; Branchiostomatidae. Gene Ontology annotation, biological process: negative regulation of translation; proteasome-mediated ubiquitin-dependent protein catabolic process; protein polyubiquitination. The coding region runs from base 55 to 1854 and encodes 599 amino acids. Gene Ontology annotation, molecular function: translation repressor activity; protein binding; ubiquitin protein ligase activity. The record is from RefSeq and is a predicted model, not a curated record. The transcript has 6 exons.